AUGCUCGCGACGCUCCCGCGCGUCUCCGCGCGCCCUCGCGUCGGCUCGAACCCCUCCGCGACGUCGCGCGCGCGCGUGACCGCCGCGCGCGCGUCGUCGUCGUCGUCGUCGCGUCGGCGCGUCGGGGACGUCGACGUCGUCGACGGAAGACGUCUCGUAGAUUCCGACGCCGCGUCAUCACCACCAUCGCGCGUCGUCUCCUCCGUCCUCGGCGCCGUCGCGAGCGCGUCGCUCGCGCUCGCGCUGUCCGCGUGCCCGGGGCCCGCGCUCGCGGAGGCGGGCCAAAAGCCCCCGCCCGUGCGAGACAUGCCCGGCGGGUGCACGAUCGAGGCGCUCGACCUGUUCAAGGACACGAGGGCGAAGUUUAGCCUCGAGGUGGGCACGGGCGCGCUCCCGGAGGCCAUCUUAGACCUCGGCGGGUGCGACUACUCCGGCGCGGACUUGGACGGGAAAGUGUUGAGCGGCGCGAUCAUGUCCGGCGCGAACUUCGAGGGCGCGAUUUUCACCGGCGGGGAGGCGAGCCGCGCGAAAGCGGUCGGGACCAACUUCCGCGGGAGCGUGCUUCGAGGAACCAACUUCUACGAGAUGUCCUUCGCGGGAGCCGACCUCCGAGGCGCGGACUUCGACAACGCCAUCUUGACGAACGCGCGCUUCGGGAGGGACGGCGGCGGGAACUGGGCGCAGCUCGACGGCGUGAACUGGGAGGGCGCGCUCUUGAGCUCGAGCGACGCGCAGCGCGCGUGCGAGAACCCGACCGUGGACGACUACGGACGCGCCAUCCUCGGCUGUCGAUGA
This is a messenger RNA of Micromonas pusilla CCMP1545, 795 nucleotides long. RefSeq lists its product as uncharacterized. The record is from RefSeq and is a predicted model, not a curated record. The coding region runs from base 1 to 795 and encodes 264 amino acids. The transcript has a single exon. NCBI's taxonomy places the organism in Eukaryota, Viridiplantae, Chlorophyta, Mamiellophyceae, Mamiellales, Mamiellaceae.